Molecule: messenger RNA, 2871 nt
Organism: Alternaria viburni
Lineage: Eukaryota; Fungi; Ascomycota; Dothideomycetes; Pleosporales; Pleosporaceae
Exons: 10
Coding region: 1-2871 (956 amino acids)
Biological process (GO): endoplasmic reticulum to Golgi vesicle-mediated transport; intracellular protein transport; intra-Golgi vesicle-mediated transport
Cellular component (GO): COPI vesicle coat; cytoplasm
Molecular function (GO): structural molecule activity
Source: RefSeq, a predicted model, not a curated record
AUGGCGGCGUUUCUCGAGAACUCGUACAGUCUGGUGCACCAGGACAAUGCCGCCGACGUACCAUCACAGAACGAGCUCAAGAAUGCUCUGGAGAAGGGCAGCGAUGAGCAGAAGAUCGAGACUAUGAAGAAGAUCCUCUCGAUUAUGCUCAAUGGCGACCCCCAGGCUGGCCUGCUCAUGCACAUUAUCCGAUUCGUCAUGCCCAGCAAGUCGAAGCCGCUCAAGAAGCUCAUGUACUUCUUCUUCGAGGUCUGCCCCAAGCACGACGCCCAGGGCAAGCUAAGGCAGGAGUGGAUUCUCGUCUGUAAUGCGAUUCGAUUCGACUUGCAGGCGCCUAACGAAUACGUACGAGGAAACACAUUGCGCUUCGUAACCAAGCUACGAGACGCUGAGCUUGUAGAGCCUCUACUACAACCGGUGCGCCAAUGCCUCACACAUCGACACGCAUACGUCCGAAAGAACGCAACCUUCGCAAUCGCAUCCAUCUUCACACAUCUUCCCGAGCUCAUGCCAGAUGCGCCCGAUCUGCUGGUGACAUUCCUCGACGACGAGAACGACCCAACAUGCAAGCGCAAUGCCUUCGCCGCCCUCGUCUCCGUGAGCCACGAGAAGGCUCUCGAAUACCUCAGCACCGUUUUCGAUGCCAUACCCAAUCACGAGGAGCUCCUACUUCUCGCCGAGCUAGAGUUCAUCCGCAAAGACGCCAUCGUGAACCCAUCCAACAAGGCCCGCUAUCUCCGCUUGAUCUUCGACCUCCUCGAAUCGCAGGUAUCGACCGUCAUCUACGAAGCCGCGCACGCCCUUACCACCCUCACAAGCAACCCGGUCGCAGUCAAGGCAGCUGCUGGAAAGUUCGUGGAGCUGGCGAUCAAGGAGCCGGAUAACAACGUCAAGCUUAUUGUCUUGGAGAGGGUUGAGCAGUUGCGACACAAGAAUGAGGGAGUCCUUGAUGAUCUGACUAUGGAGGUCCUGCGCGUUCUGUCUAGUACCGACUUGGACGUGCGGAAGAAGUCGCUCAACAUUGCCAUGGAGAUGAUCUCAAGCAGGAAUGUCGAAGAGGUCGUCCUUCUGCUGAAGAAGGAGCUGAUGAAGACGGUGGACGAACAAUACGAGAAGAACCCCGAAUACAGGUCGCUCCUCAUCUCCUCGAUACACUCGGCCGCCAUCAAGUUCCCCGAAGUCGCCGCCAGCGUUGUUGGAUCGCUCAUGGACUUCAUCUCCGAUGUCAGCAGCAACGCCUCCGCGGUCGACGUCAUUUCAUUCGUCAAAGAAGUUGUUGAGCGCUUCCCGGAUCUGAGGGCCUCUAUCAUCGAGCGACUGGUAUCGACUCUUGGUGAGGUUCGUGCUGGCAAGGUUUACCGAGGUGUGCUUUGGAUCAUUGGAGAGUUCUCUCUGGAGGCGAAAGACAUCCAAGAUGCAUGGAAGGGCAUCCGCUCAUCACUCGGCGAGAUCCCCAUACUUGCUUCCGAACAAAAACUGUUGGACGAUGCAUCAGAGGGCAAGGAGAGCACUGAGCAAGUCAACGGACACGCAAAGGCGGCAGCUCCAUCUGGAUCAAGGAAGGUCCUCGCUGACGGUACCUACGCGACUGAAAGCGCCCUGACAUCCUCCGCUGCCGCCAAAGCGAAACUGGAAGCAGUCAAGAACUCACAAAAGCCCCCACUACGCCAGCUCCUCCUCGAUGGCGACUACUACCUUGCCACAGUACUGUCCAGCACUCUCACCAAGCUCGUCAUGCGCUAUGGAGAGAUCUCAAAGAACGAAGCUCGGACAAAUGCUCUCCGCGCCGAGGCCAUGCUCAUCAUGAUCUCGAUCAUCCGUGUUGGCCAGUCGCACUUCGUCAAGACCUUCAUCGAUGAGGACUCCAUCGACCGUAUCAUGUCAUGUGUUCGCUCACUGUCCGAGUUCUCGCAAAGAAAGGAGCUCGAGACUGUCUUUUUGGAAGAUACUCGCAAGUCUUUCCGAACUAUGGUCCAAACAGAAGAAAAGAAGCGCGCCGCCAAGGAGGCUUCGGAACGCGCAAAAUCGGCUGUCAAUGUUGACGACUCUUUCAACAUCCGCCAGCUGAAGAAGAAGGACGCGGAUGGCAGCGAUGAGAUCGAACAAGAUCUCGAAAGGGCAACCGGAGGCGACACUGCGACUGAGGAUCUCACAUCCAAGCUCAGUCGCGUCGUGCAGCUUACUGGUUUCUCCGACUCGGUAUACGCAGAAGCAUAUGUCAAGGUCCAUCAAUUCGAUAUCGUCCUUGAUGUUUUGCUAGUAAACCAAACAACUGAGACGCUGCAAAAUCUCACCAUCGAAUUCGCGACUCUUGGUGACCUCAAGGUUGUCGAGCGUCCUUCAACGCAAAACGUUGGUCCUCAUGACUUUAUCAACAUCCAAGCAACGAUCAAGGUCUCAUCCACCGAUACCGGUGUCAUCUUCGGAAACAUCAUCUACGAGGGUGAAAAGGGUGUUGACUCCAACGUUGUCAUUCUCAACGAUGUCCACGUCGACAUUAUGGACUACAUCAAGCCCGCGCAAUGCACAGAGACGCAAUUCCGGACAAUGUGGACCGAGUUCGAAUGGGAGAACAAGGUCAACAUCAACUCCAAGGCCAAGACGUUGCGCGAUUUCUUGAAGCAACUCAUGGCAUGCACAAACAUGAGCUGCUUGACUCCAGAGGCGUCGAUGAAGGGCGACUGCCAGUUCCUGUCAGCGAACUUGUACGCCAGGAGUGUAUUUGGUGAGGACGCUCUCGCCAACCUGAGUAUCGAAAAGGAAGGUGACAAUGGCCCUAUUACUGGGUUUGUGCGCAUAAGAAGUCGCUCCCAAGGCUUGGCGUUGAGCCUGGGGUCGUUGAAGGGUCUGAACAAGGUCGGAGUGGCAUGA